CUGUGAGCCGGUUACCAUCCGAACUCCUCUUGCAAGUUCUUGAGUCCCUCAGACAACGUGGCCCGGGUUCGAAGUGGGCGAUCCAACCGAUGGGCGUAUGCCGAUAUUGGCGGGCGACUCUGGUCUCCUCUCCGCUAGCAUGGUCUGCCAUUGACCUCAGUGAUAGCGUCCCCUUCAUACAACUCUGUCUCUUGCGCUCGAGAGAUGCAGACCUUCAUGUCUCCUUCACGAUGCGACGUCCCGCUCCGUUCGACCAUCUGCCAUCCAUGCGCGCCCAGUCAACAACAUACUCGCGCCGCACUUCCACCGUAUGCGUGGCUGGACUUGCAGCCGUAUUCCUUGCUCUCGCUUUAUGAAGCCUCUCUUUUGUCGAUGCUGGAGGGGCCGAUGCAUCGGCUUACAGUGCUCAAGCUAUCAUCUCCGAACACUAUCCUUGGACAGCGUAUCCAUUCACUGGGAUGGGUUAGUGCUACCCAAUCUAACCACCUCAAUCUCACUUCUAUACCGAGACGCCGACUACCAACGGUGGACGCCGUGGUCGAUCUCCUAGAGGCAGCACCGUACAUACGGGAGGUAGCUGUCCUACAUUCCGGCCCUGUGCUACCUUCCACAGGUCUCCCAUUGCCGCGUCGCCCAGUGGCGCUCAAUUGCCUGAGAACACUACAUUUCACCGGCCAAUCCGCCCAGUGUAAUGCUUUUCUCUCGCGGCUAUCCAUCCCGUCCAGUGCUCGCGUCCUGCUCCUGGGUGGGGCCCUCUACACGCCGGACCAGUCUCCUGUCGUCCCCGUCGGUAUGAGGACGUUGACAUCAAUGCUCCCGGAAGACACCCAGCUCGUCGGCCCCUUGCAGGCAGUCCGCUCCGUCUGGCUGCAGGUAGGGGGGGAGUGGUUCGCCCUUUGGGCAGAUCCAAAGCGGUCAGAUUACAAAAACAGGAACCCCACUGUCCGGAUAACGUUCGAAUCUACGGAGGACCCUUACGACCACUUCCUACCAAAUGCGCUCGCCGAGCUGCCCCGCAUGUUUCACCGCUCUUUGACCUCGCUCACCGUAACGAGUGGCGGCAUCCGUGUCGUUCGUCAAGAACAGUGGGCGCAGCUGUGCGCAUCGUUUCCGCACCUGCGCAAUGUGCGGUUGCUAUCGAAGUUCCCGUUCUUUGAGGAGCUCUUUCAGGUUUUGCGACUAUCUGGGGGUGCGCCCCCUUGGCCCAAGCUGAAGAACCUCUUGUUAGGAUCUGAACAAGCGGUAGAGGGGGACAUCGAGCAGAUGCUGCUCAGCUUGUAUGAUUGCGUGGAAGAACGCUUGCGAAUUGGAGGGGCGAGACUCGCAGAGUUGCGAAUCGUCACACCAGUACGGUCCAUACACUGGGAGGAGCAUGCCUCACGUUUUGACGGAGUGGUCGAUCGGCUCAGCCACUGCGGCGACUUCAACAUGGCCUCGACCGCUCUGGGAUAGUUACCGGUAGGAAACGAGUAACUUGCGCUAUACUGGUCGUAGAUAUUCUCGCGCAUUGUAUGGCAUUGCAGUGGGUUCAAGUCGUACUUGAGCACCACGUGUACAGUCCACGACAGCCUAACAGGAUAG
Messenger RNA from Fomitopsis serialis, 1581 nucleotides. RefSeq lists its product as uncharacterized. The transcript is spliced from 2 exons. Bases 205 to 1452 code for a protein of 415 amino acids. Lineage: Eukaryota; Fungi; Basidiomycota; Agaricomycetes; Polyporales; Fomitopsidaceae. The record is from RefSeq and is a predicted model, not a curated record.